ACCAUUCCCAUUGCCACCGCUCCCUACCUCCUCCCUUCCCCGCGGCACGCCAUGCGGACCCGCUUCCUCUCCGACGACUUCGUCGCGCCGUCGCCGUCGGCGGCCGCGGCCGCCUCCUCCGACCGAGCCCUAGCCCUAGCGUCCUUACCCUUCCCUUACAUCCCCGUCUCGACUCCUCCCGAGCCUCACCUCCCCGACCCGCUCCCAUUCCCCGCCGAUUUCCUCCCCGUCGCGAGCGUCAGUGGGGAUGAUCUCGACUCUCUCCCCGUCGCUUCCGCGCUCUCCGAGUUCCUUGCCUCCGUCGUCCCGCAUCCCCUACCUGUACCGGAUAUCUCCGCCGCCGACGAGGGCUUGGAUGAUUAUCUCCACGGUAGGGGUGUGUAUGGCAAGGGUUAUAGCUCGACGGAUCCUGCUGCUUUCAAAAUCCCCAAGGGAUUGGACGAAAUGAGCCGCGACAAGGGUGAGAAGGAAGAAGGAUCCAGUUUGGAGCCCUUCGCACUUAAGAAGGAACGGGAGCUGUUGAAGGAGCUCAGGUUUGAGGUUGUAGAGGUCGAUGUCCUACCGGUUUUGCAGAGAAAAAUUGCAUCGUUUGAUGAUGAAGACCCAGAUGGUGGUGUCAUGUUUUCAUUUGGUGUCCCAGAUGUGAAAAUCCAUCUGGAUUUCAUUGAUAUUGACACUGAGACAACAAUAACAUAUCCAGCUGAAGUUGCAGAGUCAAUUUAUCAAGUAGAAAAAAUCCCUGUAAAACACGAUGAUGAUGAGGACUGUCCUUAUGCAAGAGAUGGAUACUGCUUGGAAAUCGCGGGUCUAGAGCAUGGCUUAAUAGUACCUCAAUUGGAGAUCAGUAGGAAUUCUUGGGAGCUUGAUGAGUGCCCAGCAAAGCCAGUGAUAUCCAAUAUUUUUCUUAAUAUUGCUGAAAACUUAAAUGAUGGAGCACAAGUUCAUCUUCCAUCAUUUGACUCAACUGAGUUCUUGAGAUCACGUGAUAUGGACAUGUUGGCCUUUGUUUGCGAAGAUGCCCCACAUGUGGAGUAUCAAGCAGAUAAACCAAUUACAGCAAAGGAUGUAGCAGAAAUGGAUCUUGUGAGGAUCAAUGAUAAUAUAUUACUCGAGAAAAAGUCAGCAUUCUACCCUCUCAAACCUGAUGGCACCUGUUCAGAUUUGCCUUGCUUCAUGCUCUUCGAGGAACCAGAGAUAACCGACUUUCCUUCUGAUGAUGCCUUCAAGAUGCUUGUUCAGUCAGAGAAGGCUGAGAUGAAUACGUCUGAUGAAAUAUUCAAAGAUGACUUUGAUCAAGCAAGGCGUUUCUAUGAAUCGGUGGUUAGCUCUGAGUUGGCUUUAGUUGAUGAUACAUUCAAAUCACUACCUACUCCUAUUUUAAAUGAUGAUAAAGCAGUGAGAUCUAUGUUCCCCCCUAUAGAAGAAGUACUAUGCUCCCUGAAACCACUUCCUCUAUCUGCAGCAGAUGGAAUUUAUUUGGAUUGGCAUCUUCUAUCGGAAGGGCCAUGCAGCCGGGAGAGCUGCUCUACUCAUGCGAGCAUGGUUGAGGAGGUAAAACCUUGCAGUUUAAGUUCUGAGCUGCAAAUUAGUUGUCAGCAGACACCAGCUUUUGGCAUUGAUUUUCUGGAGGAUUUUAAGAAAAGUGCAAUGCUUCAACAUGAGGACAAGCAGAAUGAGAUAUAUGUUCCUGAACCUAUAUCUCAUGAUCCUUCAGCUAAGUUGGAAGCAGCUCAGAAGUAUAAACAAGAAAGUGAUGUUACAGGUCAUAGCCAUAUGGAGAGACCUUCAGAAAAGGAAUCGUCCUUGCUUGAGUCAAUGUCACAAUCCAAUGAACUAAACUACUACUUGAAUGUCAAGAAUGGAACCAAUAAAGUAAGGAAUAAUGAGAAUGCUUUUACUUCAGACAUCCCCCCUUCAAAACAACAAGCAAUUCCCUUUUCAACCAGACCAAAAGUUGACAAACUCAUAGAAAUUCAUCCUGUCAGGCUCUCAGAUCUUAUCCGAGGCCUUAUCAAAGACAUCCAUGUAAAUUAUUCAUCUGCUUUGCAAGUAAGUACAUAUUUCAGACAUUCUUUCUCAGAUGGGCAAGGUUUAAACAUUUCAAAGCAAAAACUUCUUGAACUGAUAACUGGAGAAAGUUCAGAAGGUUUGUACAAUCACUGUAAAAAUGAAGAUAAAAUGGAGCUUAUUGUACUGUAUGCAUUGAAGCAGGUUGCAUAUUACCUUUGCUUCUUUGGUCUGCAUGCUGCCUAUCUGUAUAUAGGCAAUUUGACUGCAAUCUUUGAAAGUAUUCCUGAGGGGUUAAGAAAUAUUCAAUGCUGCAUUGGUGAAGCACGUUUGAAAGCUGAGAAGCAAUUGUUUGAGUCUCAUCCAUCAUUGUCUGACAUUGAGACAAUCCUUAAAUCUAAUACUCAGAUCGGCCAAAAGAUUCUUAUAGUUUCUGAUAGAACAUUCUGGUUGCCAUUGGGUCGAAAGCUAACUGCUAUGAAGAUGACAUCUGUUGAGGUUGGAACAUACCCUUCUGCAACUUACUCAGAUCCAGUGGUCAAGACAAACUCUAAAACUUGGAUGCUAGAAGAAUUAUGGAAAUCAGACUGCAUUCUGCUAGAUAACAAGAACAUUCCAGCUUCAUUCCCUUUCAGUGAGUUUAGCAUGAUACUGGAAUAUGGAGGUCCAAAUAAAUCAUCUACCUUGUUAUCACUGUCUCCCAAAUUAGAUGAUUUGCCACCACUGCAUUUCCUGUAUGUCACACUCAAUGAUGAAGACUUUCCAGUUGCUCUUGUCGAAGACAAUCACACAGACAAGGAUCUGAAAUCCACAUUGGAUGCUGUUGUGCAUACACUUCAGAAAGACUUGCAGGAAAAGAUGAACAAAAUGCGUAUCGUUGAUUCAUUAAACUUUGUACCAACAACAAACCAACAGGAACAUCUGCAGGAAAAGCUGAGCAAUCACCUCGCUGCUGAUCCAUCAAAAAAAAUCCCUGUGGAUGGUCAACUACAGAAUCAGGGAAUUUUGGAUGAAAAGAAUAUUGUUGAUUCACAUAACUUUCUGCCUGCAGCUGAACAGCUCAAUACCUUGAACCAAAUAACCUUUGUCAAUUCACAAAAAAUUGUGCCUGCAGUUGAGAAGAGUAGCUCCACUUCUUCUGUAUCUGCCAAUGUGCUAAAAAAACCCCAAGACAACCAAUCAGCGUCAGCUAGUGACUUCCCUCUCAGUGUGAAAACUGACAGCACCAAGUUAGGAACAUUGUCUGCCCCAGAGGUAGUGAUUGUUGUAAAUACUGUAAAUCAUGGAAAGCAUAUGCUGUUCUCUCGAAGAUCAUCUUAUCAGCAGAUACUAGCUUUGGAGAAAGAAGGAAUGCAGGUUGUAGAGCGAGAUGUUGAUCUGCCUGUGGACCUAAUACUUGGCGCUGCAGUUUGUGUACUAUGGUAUGAUACCAGAACCUUUGGGUCCAGCGAAUUAACAAUAUCAGCGGACACAUCCACUAUAACAAAUUUUAUACAAGACAUUUGUGCCAACAUUCUGAUGCCGAUUAGCUUCUGUUUCAGUGGCUGCAUAAUGGUCUUCGAGGUUGAAAACCGCUUCCUUUCUUCUGUAAUGGAGGCAUCUGAUUCUCUAUAUGCUUCAGCUGCUAGCUUGGACAUGAAUUUGCAGCUAUUUUUCUCACAAACGCCCAAAUCAACAGAUCAAAUCAUUCUCAAUUGCACCAGGAAUGUUGUUAGGAAAAAUCAAGCUCCUCCAGAUAUACCUGAAUCAGAAAGUUUGGCCGAAUCAUUUCUCACAGCAUUCCCUUCAAUUAUGCCUCUGUCUGCACAUAUGAUACUUUCUUCUGGUAGUCUUGUGGAUUUCCUCGGAUGGUCACAUGAGCAACGCACUCAGGCUGUUGAAAAGUAUUGUUUGCCACCACAGAACAUCCAUCUCUUCAGUGCUUUGUGCAAAUUUGGUGAGUUAGGUGAAUCAAGGUCCGUAAUGACUGAAUGCUCUUCUGUAGAUUCAGAUAUCAGUAGUGCAUUAUUACAGUCCACAAGAAAAAAGAAAAAGCGUGUUGUGGACUUUUCAGUAGCAAUCAACGAUCCUGCCUGCCCUAAUCCUCGUGAUCAAUUGUGUGGUGAUUAUGAACAUGACAAGGUGUUGCCACCACCUAUGUUAAGGAAAUUCUCUCACAUAGAGGAUACAAUGCCUGAGCUCCCAGAAGUCUUUAUUGUUGAUCAAAAUUUGAAUAUGGGGAGGAAAGGUGUCUCUUAUAAGCCAAGAAAACAUGGCGUGGACACAGUUGCUAGGAAUCAGAUGAUAGAUGAUGACUUCAUCACCGAGUUGUCUCCAAAUUUCAGACCAUACAAUGAAAGGACUAGCAGUAUGGUGGACACAUGCAAUUUCUCUGGGCAUGCCGAAUCGGGAGCUAAGCAGCCAAUCAGAAGUUCCUUUCCCACCAGCAGAUCAUCAUUCUGCAGAGCUUCCAGCCAUCCAACAUUUCCAUCAGCACUAGAGAUCAAUAGCGACCCUUGUGACUGGGAUGUUUGGUGCGGUACAAAUCAAACAUGGACAGGUCAUUUGGAUGGGGAUAUCGCCACAAGCUCUCGCAGAAAUGAUCUAGCCAGCAGGUAUCAGGAAUCAAGACAGGAAACAAUGCAGAGUCCAGCAAGUUCUCUUUCUUUUCUGAAACAGGAUUUCGGUUAUUAUGGAGCUUCACAAGGCUCAGGUUGGGAAAUGGAUUAUCUAAGGCAAAUGAAUGAAAAUAGAAUAGCACGCCAAGAGCGAUCUAGAUGCAAUGCUUCAUCAGCAAUGUCAAAUUCAAGAAUGAGAGAGAGCUCAUAUAGAAUUCUGAGUGCUCCUCCUAUUGAAUCUUUCAGUUAUCAAAGAAAUACAGACACUCCUUUGAGGGACCAGAACCCUUCAAAUACUGAAUCUUUCAGACAUCGAAGAAAUAUAAACACUCCUGUGAGGAAUCAGAGCCCUACAAAUGGGGCUCAAAGGCAUGGGAAAGGCAGAGGAGUAACUAAAGCACAGAGCCAUAGCAUAAGAAUGGAUUUCAAGGCACAGCCAAGUAUAAAUCAUGAAAAGACCAUAGUGCCGUCCAUCGAGCCUACAUGGACUCCUCUUGACAAGCGAGCGAGACAGAAACUUUCAUUUGCAACGUACGGAAAGGAGAAACAAAGCAAGCUGGUCUGGAGACAUCAAAGCAGCCCUGGUGUUGGUUGUGGUUUCCGGAAAAGAUACCGGGAAGAAGGUAUGUAAAUUAUCGAGUCCGGUAACGUUCUGGGCACAAAGGCACGUCGUUUGGAAGAAACGGUGGCUGUAAGUUCUAUGUUUUAAAUUGGCAAACAUAAUCUGAACUGUGUCUCAGCCAGAACUUGAACCAUCAUGAACCUCGCAGGAGAUGGAUUGCGUACAUUUGUCACUCCAUCAUCCGUUCAUGCUUGAUAUUAUUUUUAGCACUCCUGGGAAUGAUUGAAUGUUGCAUCCUUGGCCCAAGGCUCCUGUCCGUUUGAGCCUAUGAUAUUGUUCUGCCACUAUCGGCCCAUAGGCUCGUUCAUGACAUUGAUACGAUUUUUCACUUCGGUAAUCUUGCUAAAACAUAUUUGCAUUAGUUGGCCGCUA
Molecule: messenger RNA, 5598 nt
Organism: Panicum virgatum (switchgrass)
Lineage: Eukaryota; Viridiplantae; Streptophyta; Magnoliopsida; Poales; Poaceae
Product: protein SHORTAGE IN CHIASMATA 1 homolog
Exons: 10
Coding region: 52-5235 (1727 amino acids)
Biological process (GO): resolution of meiotic recombination intermediates; reciprocal meiotic recombination
Source: RefSeq, a predicted model, not a curated record